Molecule: messenger RNA, 1848 nt
Organism: Astyanax mexicanus (Mexican tetra)
Lineage: Eukaryota; Metazoa; Chordata; Actinopteri; Characiformes; Acestrorhamphidae
Exons: 12
Coding region: 774-1787 (337 amino acids)
Source: RefSeq, a predicted model, not a curated record
UUUAAAUCAAACUAUGUUUAAUAAAAAAAUGUAUCUAAUAAAAUAGAUUAUAUUACUUUGUUAGAACAAAAUUUAAUCAUGAUAAAAUAUCAAUUUCAUUAAAUAAAUCAAAUAAAAAAACAAGAUUUGUCUUUAAAUCAUGAUGAAUAAUUAAUGUUUUGCCUGUGCAAUUUCCCACAACAGGGUUGGCACAUGCAUGACAGGAAAUGAAAAGUUAAUUAAUAUAAUACAUUUGGGUGAUUAAAAACAACCUGGAUCAGUUUAACCCAGAAGCAUUAUUGCUGUUAUAUACAGUUAAACAAAACAGGAGGGAUAUGUGUUCAAAUAUGUACAAAUAUAUAAAUAAUUAACAAAUAAAAAAAAAAGACUUUUUUUUCCAAAAACUUUUAGCAUGUGGUGUUAUGCAACAUGUGUGUGAAGUAAUGGCUGAAGAGUUCUAAAGUCUUGAUAAAUAACUGCAGAAUUCUACCACAUUUCUACAAGCCAGGCAGCAUUAGGGAUCUUUGUUUUUUACGGGGGUACGUAUGAAACAGGCAGGUCAGUGUAUCCUUCUUUUGUUCUUCUUCUGCUAUUAGUUCUUUAAUUAACUCCAGUUUCCUGUGUUGAACUAAACCCUUUGGAGGUAAAUGAAUGGCCCUCUUUACUGUAACCCUAGCUGCUCUCCUGAGGUACUAUUGUUCUAUUCAGACCAGUUUACACACCAGUGAUCUGCACAGGUAUAAAGCUGUCUGUUCUGGAGGACUCCCCAAGACUACCUGCAUCCACUCUUCAAGAUGAGCAUAUGUAGCUGUUGCCUGCCUGUCCUGCUUUUUAUAACAGCUGUGUAUUCAGCUUCCAUGAGAGGUCACAAUGAAGAGUUUCUGAGCUUUCUGAAUGAUGCCUUUAAUAUGAUCACUCCUCCUGAAAGCCCAGCCCCAGAAAUCAUCUCUGUUUCAGACACACCAAACUUUGUUCAUCUUCCAGAUCCAGAUCCAACAGCAGUGUGCACAACUCCUGCUCCAGUGUAUAGCUCUGCUGACAUUUUAGAAGCCAGUAUAAAUCUAGAGCAAGAAUCACUGACAUUUUCAGAUACUGCUGAUGAAAAAUCCAAAGAGAACAGCAAUUCUGCAGAUCGUACAGAUUCUGAUGACAGAAGCUCAAAGAAAAGGAACAGACUGCCUGAAAAUCUCGGAUGGUCACCAGAUUAUAAUUCAGCUGAUAGCAACAGUGCUGAUAUGACAAACACAGACACAGAUGAGAGACCCAGCAAAACGCAAGGUCCAGUCACUGUGCACCAAAACAGCGAGGAGAUGGGUGGACGUCUGAAUUUUGAGAAGCAUCGAGGGAAGAAGAGGAUGAUGGACAGAGUCAAAUUAAGUGAGAAUGGAAUCGCUGGAACCAAGGUGCCUGAGGCUACAUAUAAUUACCCACCUCAGCAAUCUCUGACCAAUGAGAGGAAGAGGAACAGCAAAUCCGAGCUGAAGGUGGACAUCCCACUGAGUGAUACUGAAGGUAGUACUGAUCCACAGUUGGACUGUGUGGAGGUAUCCAGCAAGGCUAUGGGAAAUCUGAAUGGGGAGAACACAAGAACAGCUGGUCCAGGUACAGAUCCACAGAACAAAGACGGGAUCACCAACUACAAGAGCCAGCUGAAGAGAAUGUGUGCUGCUAGAAAACGACUGAGAACACUCAGCAUCCCCAGAGAGCCUCUGGACCCAGACAGUGCAGAAAGAGUCAACAGUGAGCUUCUAGACAGAGACAACAGCAAUGAGAGGAUGGAUGCUGGCAUGCCUGCUCUUUUCUUGUGAGACACUCUGUUAAAAAUAUAUAUUUUUUUCAGUGUUUCAAAAUACAAAGUGUUUAUUACGA